AUGCCAUUUAUUGUGCGUGUAUGCAAAGGCGAGGACUCUGAUGUGCUGCGGGAUGCCAGGUCUCUCCGCACACUCAUCUUUGUCGGGGAACAGGGCGUCCCCACCGAACUGGAAUUCGACUCCAAAGACGGCGAGGCCACUCACUUCGUCGUUUACGAAAUCCAAAGUGAAUCCAACCAAACAACAACAACAACACCGCCGCUGGCAGUGGCCUCCGCUCGGGUGCGGGUGGUGAGGGACUGCGGGGUGUAUGCGUAUCCCUCGCCAGUCGCCAAGGUGGAGCGGGUGUGUGUGCGGAAGGAAUAUCGUCGACGGGGUUGUGGGAAUAUUUUAAUGCAGGCAGUGGAGAAGUAUAUAGAGAAAACGUUGAAGCUGCCGUCUGUGGUAUUGCAUGCACAGGUGCCAAUAAAGUUAUUUUAUAUUCAGCGUGGAUAUACAGAAACAUCAGAGGAGUAUUUGGAGGCGAAUAUACCACAUAUCUGCAUGUCAAAGAUAUAG
This is a messenger RNA of Trypanosoma theileri, 498 nucleotides long. RefSeq names its product actyltransferase-like protein. The transcript has a single exon. Bases 1 to 498 code for a protein of 165 amino acids. NCBI's taxonomy places the organism in Eukaryota, Euglenozoa, Kinetoplastea, Trypanosomatida, Trypanosomatidae. The record is from RefSeq and is a predicted model, not a curated record. Gene Ontology annotation, molecular function: acyltransferase activity, transferring groups other than amino-acyl groups.